UGCUGUCAAACCGGUCAAAACAUAAACGAAAACAAACGUGAUAGCGGUUGCAAACGCUGUGCAAAUUAACCAGUUAAAUAUCGAUUUUUAAUAGUUAAAAGUUCAUAAAAUGGCACAAACUACCGUCUCAAACCAAUCUACACUGCUACCUCUCGAAUUGGUGGAUAAAUGCAUCGGUUCGCGGAUACACAUUAUCAUGAAGAACGAUAAGGAAAUCGUUGGCACGCUGCUGGGUUUCGACGAUUUCGUCAAUAUGCUGCUGGAGGAUGUGACCGAGUACGAGAAUACGUCCGAGGGAAGGCGAAUCACCAAGCUGGAUCAGAUUUUGCUCAACGGGAACAACAUAACCAUGCGGUACUGAUGGUUGAAUAUUCUUUUUAGCUCGUUCCUGGAGGAGACAUACCGGAAGCCAACUAAGAGGCAGGAAGCUUUCUGAUCCACCAUUAUUUGAUUAUUUUUUCGCUAAAAAAUGAAGGUAUGAGCACUUA
This is a messenger RNA of Aedes aegypti (yellow fever mosquito), 488 nucleotides long. Its product is annotated as U6 snRNA-associated Sm-like protein LSm5. Lineage: Eukaryota; Metazoa; Arthropoda; Insecta; Diptera; Culicidae. Gene Ontology annotation, cellular component: U6 snRNP; Lsm1-7-Pat1 complex; U4/U6 x U5 tri-snRNP complex. The coding region runs from base 110 to 361 and encodes 83 amino acids. Gene Ontology annotation, molecular function: RNA binding. Gene Ontology annotation, biological process: mRNA splicing, via spliceosome. The record is from RefSeq and is a predicted model, not a curated record. The transcript is spliced from 3 exons.